CUAAGCUGAAUAUGAUGAAUACGCCUAAAGUACUUGCAGAAAAGCACAGGAACGCCAACAACAACAGCCACAAUAAUAAUACUAGUAAUAAUAAUAACAAUCGACUGUCAACCACUACUACUCUUAAUGAUGAAUCUCAUUGUCAAACACCAAUUGUUACAACUAUGCCAAACACUGAUCUGCAUCUACCUCCAUUAUUCACUGACGAUCCAACAGAAUAUCAUGAAAUCAAAUUAAAAUCAAAACAUAAAUCUCAUAAAAAAAAUUCAUUUUUACCUAAUGAUAAUUAUGUUCAAUUAAACUUACGAAAAAAUCAUCUCUCAUCAGAAGGUUUUAAAUAUUGGUCAGAAAUAUAUAAAGAGAAUUUACGUCAAGCUGAUGAAAAUCUUACUGUAUUACAAUCUAAAAUACGUGAAUCUUUAUUGUUAACACAUGGUAGUCAUGAACAAAAAAAGACACAUUCUAAUCUAUUAUACAACAACACCGACACUAACAAUAAUAACACUACUACAUUGGAUUCAUUUGAUAAAUAUCAUUCACCUAGGAUUAAAACAAAACAGUCAAUAAAAUGUUUCUCAUCAUCUGAUCUUUUAAACAUUAUCGUCAAUGCUGAUGCUGAUGAUGAUGAUCAUCAUCAUCAUCAUGAAGCUUACAAUAAAAAAUUUGACAAAACAUUUAAUGAAGAGAUUUUAUGCCCACAAGUUGGUGUAUCUCCAACUGAUUUAUCAAAUCGAGAAAGUAAACCUGUUCAUCAAGGUUUAGCAGCAUCAUUUGUAGAUGUGAAUUCGAAAUUAUCGUCAUCAGCGUCAACAUCAUCAUCAUCAGCAUCAUCUGUGCAUCGUGAAAAUAUUAGAAAUCCUUCGACGCCGACGCCGUCGCUGCCGCAGCCGCUCCCGCCUCCUCCUACUUCUACUACUAACAACAAUGAUAAUCAUCAUCAUCAUCAAUUCACUCUGAAUACAACGAAUUCAUUGUUGAUUAAACAAAAAGUUACUCCUUCUACUACUACUAAUACUACUAAUAUAGAUCAGUCACCAUCUAAUCAAAAUAAUAAUAAUAGUAAUAUAAAAUUGAAAUCUAAUAAUAAUAAUAAUAAAAAUUUAAUUAAUUUAUCAGAAUGUAUUAGUCAUUUAGUUGAUGAACGUUCACGUGUACAAGGUAAAUUAUUUCGUCUUAAA
Schistosoma turkestanicum is the source of this 1178-nucleotide messenger RNA. The record is from the annotation of a GenBank genome assembly. NCBI's taxonomy places the organism in Eukaryota, Metazoa, Platyhelminthes, Trematoda, Strigeidida, Schistosomatidae.